CCGCAUCUCAGGUUAUACAGAGGGAGCGAAGCUGGCUACGAUCGCCGGUAGAUCUAGCUUGGGACGCGCGGCGAAGUCCUUCCCACCUCGAGGAAGAUCUCUGCUGUAAGCGCCGCAAUUACAAAUUGUGCCGCGCGAAACUCUGCCAAGUGUUUCCCUACCCUGAAAGAAGAACCGGGCGGAUAAUAUGUCAACCCCGAGCAGAUUCAAGAAGGACAAGGAGAUCGUGGCCGAAUAUGAAAGUCAAGUGAAAGAGAUUCGAGCUCAGCUAAUAGAGCAACAGAAAUGUCUGGAGCAGCAGACGGAGAUGAGGGUGCAACUUCUUCAAGACCUGCAAGAUUUCUUUCGCAAAAAAGCGGAAAUAGAGACUGAAUAUUCUCGCAAUUUAGAAAAACUAGCAGAAAGGUUCAUGGCGAAAACAAGAAGUACUAAGGACCAUCAACAAUACAAGAAAGACCAGAAUCUGCUGUCUCCAGUAAAUUGCUGGUAUUUGCUCCUCAACCAAGUGAGACGGGAAAGCAAAGAUCAUGCAACCUUGAGUGAUAUCUACCUGAACAACGUCAUCAUGCGAUUUAUGCAGAUAAGCGAAGAUUCCACAAGGAUGUUCAAGAAGAGCAAAGAGAUUGCAUUCCAGCUUCAUGAGGAUUUAAUGAGGGUUCUUAAUGAGCUUUAUACGGUCAUGAAAACUUACCAUAUGUAUCAUACAGAAAGCAUCAGUGCAGAAAGCAAACUAAAGGAAGCUGAAAAACAGGAAGAGAAGCAAAUUGGCAGGUCGGGAGAUCCUGUUUUUCACAUUCGGCUGGAGGACAGACACCAGAGACGCAGCUCUGUGAAGAAAAUUGAAAAGAUGAAGGAAAAACGUCAAGCAAAAUAUUCUGAAAACAAGCUGAAAUCCAUUAAAGCCAGAAAUGAGUAUCUGCUAACCCUUGAAGCAACAAACGGCACUGUGUUCAAGUAUUACAUUCAUGACCUUUCAGAUCUGAUUGAUUGUUGCGAUCUUGGAUAUCAUGCAAGCCUGAACAGAGCCUUAAGAACAUAUCUCUCUGCAGAGUAUAACCUUGAAACCUCUCGGCACGAGGGUCUGGACAUCAUUGAAAAUGCUGUUGACAAUUUGGAACCACGAAGUGACAAGCAGAGAUUCAUGGAGAUGUAUCCGACAGCCUUUUGCCCUCCAAUGAGAUUUGAGUUCCAGCCCCAUAUGGGUGAUGAGGUUUCUCAGGUCAGUGUCCAGCAGCCAGUCCAAGGGGAACUCAUGCUUAGGUAUCAGCAGCUUCAGUCACGACUGGCCACAUUGAAAAUUGAAAAUGAGGAGGUUAAGAAGACAACUGAAGCUACUUUACAGACAAUACAAGAUAUGGUCACCAUUGAGGACUACGACGUUUCUGAAUGUUUCCAGCACAGUCGUUCAACAGAGUCUGUGAAGUCAACAGUUUCUGAGACCUACUUGAGCAAGCCUAGCAUUGCGAAGAGAAGAGCGAACCAGCAGGAGACGGAACAGUUCUAUUUCAUGAAAUUCAGAGAGUAUCUGGAGGGAAGUAAUCUCAUCACAAAGCUCCAAGCAAAGCAUGAUUUACUGCAGCGAACACUUGGAGAAGGUCAUAGAGCAGAAUAUAUGACUACAAGCCGAGGGCGAAGGAACUCCCACACAAGGCAUCAGGACUCUGGGCAAGUAAUCCCCCUCAUUGUAGAAAGCUGCAUCCGGUUUAUCAACUUGUAUGGUCUCCAGCACCAGGGCAUUUUCAGAGUAUCUGGCUCCCAGGUGGAAGUCAAUGAUAUUAAAAAUUCAUUUGAGAGAGGUGAAAAUCCUUUGCAAGAUGACCAAAGUAAUCAUGACAUUAACUCAGUUGCUGGAGUACUGAAGCUCUAUUUCCGAGGGCUGGAGAACCCUGUCUUUCCUAAGGAAAGAUUUAAUGAUCUUAUUUCUUGUGUCAGAAUAGAAAAUCUCUAUGAGAGAGCUCUUCACAUACGAAAACUCCUCCUGACUUUGCCCAGAUCAGUCCUUAUAGUGCUAAGAUAUCUUUUUGCUUUCCUCAAUCACCUUUCGCAGUACAGCGAUGAAAAUAUGAUGGAUCCGUACAACCUGGCCAUUUGUUUUGGCCCAACGUUGAUGCCUGUUCCAGACAUUCAGGAGCAAGUGUCGUGUCAGGCUCACGUGAACGAAAUAAUCAAAACUAUCAUCAUUCACCACGAAACCAUUUUUCCAGAUUCUAAGGAGCUGGAUGGCCCCGUUUAUGAGAAAUGUAUGGCUGGUGACGAAUACUGUGAUAGUCCUUAUAGUGAACAUGGUACCUUAGAAGAAGUGGACCUAGAUGCUGGUACAGGACCACACACCAGUGAAGAUGAAUGUGAACCAAUAGAAGCUAUUGCCAAGUUUGACUAUGUUGGAAGAUCUGCACGAGAGCUGUCUUUUAAAAAAGGGGCCUCCCUGCUCUUAUAUCAUCGAGCUUCUGAUGACUGGUGGGAAGGAAGACACAAUGGAAUUGAUGGCCUUGUACCUCACCAAUACAUAGUGGUUCAAGAUAUGGAUGAUACAUUUUCAGACACACUGAGCCAGAAAGCAGAUAGUGAAGCCAGCAGUGGACCAGUAACAGAGGACAAGUCUUCCUCUAAGGAUAUGAACUCACCCACAGAUCGUCAACCCGAAAUAUAUUCUGGAAGGCAGCGCAAGAGAACUGAACUCUCGCUUCCCGGCAGACGCCCUGGCAGAACCAGCGAUGGACACUGUCCAGUUCAUCAGCCGCACAGCCUUGCCAAUUCAUCGCUGGAGUUGGGCUCCCCCAGUAUGACAAGCCACAGCGCUUCUCGUGCUGCCCUUCAAAACCGCAGCCUCAAUACGGAUAGUCCAGAAAGGAGACGAAGGCCUGGUCAUGGCAGCCUCACCAAUAUUAGUAGGCAUGAAUCCCUGAAGAAAAUUGACAGCCCACCCAUUAGAAGAUCAACAUCAUCUGGCCAAUACCCAGUUUUCAAUGAUCACAAACCACUUGACCCAGAGGCAAUUGCUCAGGAUAUUGAAGAAACAAUGAACACAGCUCUGAAUGAACUCCGGGAACUGGAACGUCAAAGCUCUGCAAAACAUGCCCCAGAUGUAGUGCUGGAUACCUUGGAACAAAUGAAAAAUUCCCCCUCCAGCACCGCCUCCACGGAAUCCCUGAGCCCUCUCCACAGUGUCCUCUUAAGAAGCACCGAGCCUCAGAUUCGGCGUAGCACCAGCUCUUCCAGUGAUACUAUGAGUACCUUCAAGCCCAUGGUGGCACCCAGGAUGGGGGUGCAACUGAAACCGCCUGCCCUUAGGCCAAAGCCCAUCGUUCUUCCAAAAACAAACCCAACCGUGGGCCCUUCCUCUCCUUCCCAAGGUCCAGCAGACAAGUCUUGCACAAUGUGAAAACCAAGCAGUUUGUGUGACAAGCGUGGAGUGAACUACCAAAAGGAUGGAGCGCUGAUCAAUGUCUUGUGUUCCAUCACACCAUUCGUUUCUAAUUUAUAACGGGAGAGGUUUUGUUUUUUAAAAAACUUUUUUUUAGUGUAAUGUCUCCAAGCUACCUACGUUAACAUGGGUCCAAUUUUUAAACUGGACAGUUAAUUGUGUGUCGUUUUAAAACAACAGGAAUACAUGCUUUUACUUGAAAACUCCACGCUGCACCUUUUCUAAUAAAAGCAUCACAGGUCACAGCCAGCAUCCCGUGAGGUUCAAUAAGUUACACUUACUCUAGUUUUUAGACUUAUGAGUGGUCAUUUGAAAGGGAUUAAUUAAUGGAUUUGUUUACUUCUGUAUUGUAAUUGGCUCCAGUAUAGAUCAGAUUUUUUUAUAUGGGCUAAAAGUUUGUAUCUUGAGAAUUAUUAAGAAGUGAAUCAGGAAAGACAUUUCCUUCAAAAUACUUUGUGUGUGUGUUGGUAGGGUUAGUACUGCAUAUGGAGAAUGUAUUUGCAUCUCACACCGAUGUAGAUGGCAGCUCUCUAAAUCAAAGCUAAAGCCUGUUGUCAGAAAUGCUAUAUAGAAUAGUUUCUAAUGGUUGCACUCAGGCUUGCUGCACUGCAAUAAAGGUAGAUUUUUAGCCACCAGUUCUUUCAGACAACUGUUCACACAAACAAAUCACUACAAAAAAUAUGUUUACAUUCCUAUGAGCCGAUGGUUUAGAUGUCUCUGCAGAUAGUCUUAGCUAAUCAAAUUAUUUGUAACAAAACAUUCCUAGAAAACCUACACUUUAAAGCUGCUGUAUCCUUAUGAUUAUGAACACAUUGGCCUGCACGUCACAGUAAGACAUGUCUUAUUGCUUUCUGUGAGCAAGCAGUGUGCUAGCUCCUAGAGGUGGAAGAAACAAACCACAAGGCUUGACUCGAGCAAGAAACAAACCAUGAGCAGUAAGCCAGGAACAAGUGGUAGUUAGUUCUUGCAAUUUGUUUGUAGCUUGCCACUAGCUGUUUGUUUGCAAGAAACAAACCAGUGCGGGUUCAUAAGUAAGACAAAGCCAAGUUUUGUGGUUUGUUACUCCUGGCUCUGAGAAGAGUAGGACAGAUUGAACAGCAUGCACUGGUACAAGGCUCGUUCAUAGUAAGCCAUGGUUUUAUUGCUCCUUGUGGCAUGCAAAAGGGGCUACUGUGUACAAAAGAGUGUGCUGUUUCUCGAGUGUAUUUAUUCAGGUGAAUUUUGAUUUCUAAACUGGAAUAACUCCUCUUGAGGCUAGAGGUUGUUCACAGGGCAAAGAUCUCAUUUUCUACUCUAGAAUCUGAACAAAAAGUAUCAGAACCACUCCUCCCCCCCCCCAAUUAACAUGUCAUUACUUUUUUCAUGUGUGUUUAUGUGUGAGUGAAGCUAUCGAUCUGCAUAGUACUUCAUCUUUGUUGUUAUUGUUACAUAUGAACUAACAAGUGUUUUGCACAAACUUAACAGUAAGCUAUAUCAUUUCCGUGAAUGUUUUUACAAGGUCACCACCUCACUCCACAGGAGAAUUUAUCGCAUGUUACUAAUCAGGCAAACACUUAACUAAAAACCGUUUGAGUACUAGGCUGGAGUUGGGGGAAGGAAUUGAUUCAGCUGAUACUUAUCUACAUACGCAAAACUUGAUCAAAAUAAGGGGUUUCUUUUGUCAUAGAACUUGUCACAUUAGGAACCUGUCAUUCUUCAAAGUGAAUGUUUUCAUUUGGGUCCUUCGCGCUAUGCGGAAUCAAACAGGAGGAGACUAGUUGUUAGGCAGAAAGAAUUGCCUAAGGACAUCGUAGCUACCAUUGUUGUUUGGGACUGAUUUACUCCCAUUGCAGUUUGUUUACUAAUUAUAUUUAGCUGAAUGGGAUUGCCAAAUCACAUGUAGCAUGGACGUGGCAAAGACGUAAGUAGCUUUGCAAAGAAGUUGCCCACAUGAACAUCUGUGAGCCAGCCCUGCUCACACAUCUUUGUUAGUUAUUUGUGCCCAAAAAUGGGGGGGAGACAAACAUUUUCAUCUCAGUUGAUGAAGCUGGGGGCUAUUUACAAACCUAAAUUGGAAACCAGAUCUGGGUGGAAUUCAUAAAUCUGAAAAACAAGAUGACAAAGAAUUCACUUGGCGCUAAUGAUUUUGUUUGCCACAGUAGACCAUAGGAAAUGUUACAUUCACCAAAGCUGCCACUAUCUAGAAAGGAACUCGAUCCCAUAUCCCUAGAAGCCUGGAAGCUGCACCCUGGAAGCUUAACUAAGAUCCUGGACUCUAGUGAGCUUUUAGCUAAUGCUAAUCAUAGUGAAGUGUUGCCAUGGCCCCUGCAAGACUAGGAAUUAUUUUUGUAACGAGCCCAAAUCUAGGACCUAUGGGACAAACAGAAGCGUUGCCGUUCCUUUAAGUGCAUUAUAGUCUAGUGACUUCGUAUUAUUAUUAAUAGGUUGUGUGGCAAAACUUAAGGUGGGUGCCUGUAUCAUGAAAUUGCAUAGGGAAACUCUGUACGUCUGAAUAACUGUACCGGCCUCCAUACUGCUUAUAUUAGAGAUUGUUUAGUGGAGAAGGGGAAAAAUAUUAGAAACAGUGCAUCCAGUGAUUGCUUCUGCUUAGAACAUUCACGCGAGUUAAAUGUGUGUAGUUUGAUGGUUUGUUAUAGCUACUUGAAGUAUAGUGAAUGGAUAUUUAAGAGGAAAGACUGAUACAGCUACAG
Molecule: messenger RNA, 6114 nt
Organism: Podarcis muralis (Common wall lizard)
Lineage: Eukaryota; Metazoa; Chordata; Lepidosauria; Squamata; Lacertidae
Gene: SRGAP1
Product: SLIT-ROBO Rho GTPase activating protein 1
Biological process (GO): signal transduction
Molecular function (GO): protein binding
Source: RefSeq, a predicted model, not a curated record